AGAAGUUUCAAAUUGAAAAGUUGUGGUUUGGAUUCCCUUCAUAUCCAAACCAAAUGGCAACAAUGACGAUUGGAGAGGACAAGUCAACAUUCAAUAAGUCGUACAGAAAUUCAUUACGAUAUACUCCAUUUUCUUGUGAUCCAAAGAUGUAAAUUUAAAACCCAAGAAAAACUUAUUCAUUCGUACGAUUUCGUCUCCAACAAAAUUAUGAGUCCGCCUCAUCAGCAUCACCCAUCGCCGCAGCCGACUCAUCAGCAUCACCCGCCGCCGCCGACUCAUCAGCAUCACCCGACUCCUCCACCGACACAUCAGCAUCACCCGCAGCCUCCGAGACAUCAGCAUCACCCGCCGCCGCCGCCUCAUUACGGUACUUUUCCGGGCAUUCACAACCAUCCUCCUCCUCCUCCGGCGGUAGUCGUCGUCCAUCAGCAUGUUCCGCCUCCCGGGGCAUCAGGUGGACCUUCGAUCAACCCCUUAUGUCCAUGGCUACCAGGCUGUCCCAGGUUAUGCAGUUGCUGAAGGAAGACCAAUGGCCAUGAGAGGACCUCAGCUUUGCUGUCGUUUAUGCCUCUUUAUCAUUAUUGGUUUCUUCGUUGCUGCAUUCCUCUGGUUCUUCUUCUAUGCGCUAUUCAGAUGAUGAGCACGGGAAACUUGGAUAUGCUUCUUGCCUUUUUGCUGCUAUUCUUGGAACAAUUGAUGUGAUUUGUGGUGUUACAAGCAUCUGAGAUCAUUUGUAAAGAGCUACAAGGUUGACUGAAGCAUAUAUUAAAUGCAUCCAGGGGAGCCUCCCUUGUUUUUCUAUUUAUUAUUUGUAUUAUGGUGUGGAUUAGUAUGUAUCAAGUCCUGGAUAUUUGUUUAUUUAGGUGAUAAUUGCAUUUGCUUUGUAGUUACAUGACCAUUAUAUACAAAGAAGUAUGUGUAGUAUUACUAGUUUUAA
Messenger RNA from Lactuca virosa, 937 nucleotides. NCBI's taxonomy places the organism in Eukaryota, Viridiplantae, Streptophyta, Magnoliopsida, Asterales, Asteraceae. The record is from the annotation of a GenBank genome assembly.